This is a messenger RNA of Fusarium mangiferae, 402 nucleotides long. RefSeq lists its product as uncharacterized. Bases 1 to 402 code for a protein of 133 amino acids. The transcript is spliced from 2 exons. The record is from RefSeq and is a predicted model, not a curated record. Lineage: Eukaryota; Fungi; Ascomycota; Sordariomycetes; Hypocreales; Nectriaceae.
AUGUCCAAUAGCCAAGAUUCCGAAGAGAGCAUUGAUGUUUCUAGUCAAUGUGUGCAACAAACGACAAGCGAAUCUCAAACCAAUGGACACGCUGUGGACGCGCCAAAUACCGGCACAAGCGAACAACAUUCUGAUAAUACAGAGAGCGAACGGAAAUCGGAGUGUGAUAUGGGAAGAUAUUCAAAGCAUGAGAUUACCGAGAAAACCCAGGCUCUCGUCGCGGCUGCUGGGAGCCAGACACCGUACCCGCCGAGCAAGAAUGCCCAAGGGCAAUCUCCCUCAGCCAAUAUCCACGAACCAGUCUACGAGGUUUUCCCGGCCUGCCCAGAACUCAUGAGACUAAAGGAAGAGACAAAACAAACUGAGGUAUUACAUGAUGCUUUCCUACUUCUAAAUCACUAA